GAGGCCCCGCGCGCGCGGCCGGGUGCUCGGAGGAGGCUCCGGGAGGCCGGCGAGGCCGGGCAGGCUCGGGGGAGGCCGGGCGCGGGAUGUGGGCGCCGAGCGGCCCGCAGGGGCCCGCAGGCUGGGACCGCCGCAGGGUGGGCGCCCGGCUGCGCGCCGCGCUCGCCGGGCUGCACGAGCUGCAGGGGCUGCGCGCCACGCAGCAGGCGCGCGUGCGGGGCGCCCUGGCCAUGCAGCCCCCGCCGGGGCCCGCCGCCCCCCGCGGCCCCGAGCACCCCAGCGGCCCCUGCGCGCACGAGCUGCGGCUGGAGGCGGCGCUGGAGGCGCUGCAGGAGCAGCUGAGCCGCUUACGACACCAGGACGCCGGCCUGAAGACCCGCUGGGAGCAGCUGGACCGGCAGAUGGGUGAGCUGCAGCUGGACGUGCGCCGACCCUGCAGCGAGGUGGCCGACAGUGACAGCAGGCCCAGCUCAGGCUUCUACGAGCUGAGCGAUGGAGGCUUCUGCUCCCUGUCCGCCUCCUGCACAUCCGUGUGUAGUGACCGCAUGUCCUCCUCCUUGGGCACUUUGCCGCCAGCUGACCCCACGGCCAGGCCCGACGCAGGGGACUGCCGGCCCCGGUCGGCUGAUGAGACCACCGUGCAUGGAGCGCCCCCGCCCGCCUGGGGCCCCCAGGCCACGGAGGAGGGCAUGUCCCGGCCCAGGCCGGUGUCUACAGGUGAUCUGGAAAGAGUCCUGCCGUCUGAGGUGGUGCUCCAGAAACCCAGCGCACACCCCAAGUCCACUUCCGUUCUCUGCCACGGGAUGGACCCCAAAUACCAGCGUGACCUGGUGUCCAAGGGCGGCAGGGAGGUGUACCCAUACCCCAGCCCCCUGCACGCUGUGGCGCUGCAGAGCCCUCUCUUUGCUCUGCACAAGGAGGCCCUGCAGGGUCAUGGCCACUCCCCCUCUAGGGAGCCCCUCCCCAGCCCCGCGGCCCUGGGCCCCAUCCGGCCUGGGCCUGUCCUCGAGGCUGGUCCAGCUGCAGCCUAUACAGACAGGCUCCUGAGGCUGCGGGCCCGAGGGCCCCCCCCCAAGGGCAGUGUGGGUGAGCAGGGACCCUCAAGACGUGAGGCGUCCCCAUCCCCGCGGGAGCGUGGUGGCCAGAGAGCGGACGGUGAAGGUGGCCUGGAGAAGCUGGUGUGCGCCCCAGGGACAGGUGGGAUGGCUCAGAGGGGGGACAGCAGCAGGGACAGCCUCAAGCAGCAGGGACCUGCGCCCCUCGCAGCCACCCCACACCCCAGCAGCCUUCCAGGGGAGGAACCCAAACCCCCGAGUGGCCGCAUCCGUGGGGAGACCAUGCGGGGCUCCCGUGAGUCGGGGCAUGGGCCGGCCCCCUCUCCCCGCCCCCAGGCUCGGCAGCAGGCUCUCAGCUUCCAGGACAGCACAGUCCUGUUGCCCACCAGGAGGGGGGGCAGGGAGAGCCCCACGCUGGCCCCAGGGCGCUGUGCCCGGCCCCCAUUUGCUGACAGCGGAGCGUCCGCCCUGGGGCUGAAAACAGGCCACCCCAAGACAAAGUCUGAGAAGAUCAAGAGAGGGUCCAGAGACAAGGUGCUGCGGUUUGGGGGGCAGCCAUUCCCCGGGGGGGGCCUCACAGUCCCCCUGUUGCCCCCUGAGUGGGGGGAGCAUCCCAGGAGGAGGCCCACCCUGGCGAGGACGGCGCCCAGCCGGUCCUGCUCUGAGCCCAGACUCUACCCCGUGCCCCUCCUGGUGCCCCUGGGAGUGGCCCGACGGGAGGGUCACCGGGCCCCCACCCAGGCCUCAUUCCCCUUGGAAGCAGCUGCUCUGGCAGCGGCUGGGGGGCAGGUGCGGAAGAAGCAGCGCAGGUGGCUGUCCUCCGUGGAGAUCUCAGGCAGCCUGGGGCCCCACAGGCCGGUGGCGAGCAGAGCGGGGGGCCCACGGCCGGUGUGUGCCCGCGCCAGGCCCAAGCUGCCCCGCCAGGACGCGCGGGUCGAGAGCGAGUCGGAGGGCUCUGAGCGGUCGGCCGAGGGCGCCUCCCUGCUCCACUCCACUGUGGCCGAGAGCAGCGAGGACGGGGCGAGCGACCGCACCACCAGCCGCUUUGGGGACCGGGAGUCCAGCAGCAGUGGCUCGGAGGCCGGGGCCUGGCCUCAGGCGUGUCCCCCGCAGCCCUCAAGGGCCCCAGGCGCCCGCAGGCCACCCCUGCCCCCGGUGCCCAAACUGUGCCGCAUCAAGGCCUCCAAGGCCCUGAAGAGAAAGAUCCGAAGGUUCCAGCCGGCAGCGCUCAGGGUCAUGACCAUGGUGUGAGGCCCACGGGAAUCGGCUGAGCGCCUCCCCGGCCGCGCAAGGGACGAGGGUCCCAGGGGAAGCCGUCCUCCUGAGGACCCGCGGGUGAGCGUGUGACCAGCACAGACAGGCCCUUCCCUGGCUAAGGACCAGGCUCUCACGUCGUUGGCUGUUCAGGAUGUGGAUGUGGGUUGUGUGUCGUCUUGCUAGUAUGGAUUAUCUCUGAAGUCACUCAGAAGAGGGGGUGAAGUGGGUCCCCCGGGCUCGCCCCGUGGACCGCAGUGGCUCUGGCGAGCGCUGGCCCCAGCGGAGACUGGUAGAGACUGCAGUCCCACCCACCUACUGCCUCUGUGUCAGCGUCUUCCCGGGGCGGGGGUCCCACCAGGCUUCCGGGGUGUCUGCCUUGUAGCCCUGGUGGUCUCCCCAUCCCCCACCAUCCCCUGGCCCCCGGCCCUGUUCUGCGUGGGUUGGGCACCGUGGUCACCCCCAGUCCUAAACCAUGACUCCCAAAAAGCAUUCUCCUAAAGGGCCGGUUGGAGGACAGUCCUCAAGAAAUCAGGGUGUGAAUCCCACGGUAAGCCUCCCCAUGAAUAAAUACGCAGAUCACGCCCUUGUCUUCACUAGCCCAUCUCCUCAUGAGCUGCCGGCCCCUUCCUGCUCGCACACAGUAGGCCUUCAGUCAAGCCUGACUCCCCACCACGUGGGCGCCCUCACCGGGGGGGGGGGGGGGAAGAUGCAUUUCCCAAACUCUGGGUCCAAUACACAAAACAGCAUAAAAGUGUUUUUGAAGGGGUGCCCGGCUGGCUCAGUCUGUGGACCAUGCAACCCUUGAUCUCAGGGUUGUGAGUUCG
Messenger RNA from Neomonachus schauinslandi (Hawaiian monk seal), 3136 nucleotides. RefSeq names its product dishevelled binding antagonist of beta catenin 2 (gene DACT2). Gene Ontology annotation, cellular component: cytoplasm. Gene Ontology annotation, biological process: negative regulation of nodal signaling pathway. The record is from RefSeq and is a predicted model, not a curated record. NCBI's taxonomy places the organism in Eukaryota, Metazoa, Chordata, Mammalia, Carnivora, Phocidae.